GUGUGGGUUGACACUGCUUUGGUGCACAAACUCAUGCUGUGCAUUCUCUAUGCAGGAACAAACUGCACUGUACACCGCAGUCCAUCAUCAGUGUAGCGGUUAGCCUUUCUUGGAUAACCACAAACCAAAGCAUUUCUGGUCACUUCACCAUUAGCAAUAAAAAAGCUACUUGAAGGCUACUUGAAAAGCAAGACCAGCAGCUGAAAAUUGGACUGCACUUUGUGACUGAACUCCGAUGUCAGAUCUUCUCAACUUGCUGCAGGGUUUUGAGGUGAACAACCGACCAAACUCAAGGACAGCUAGCUCCAUCCCCUUGGAUUUUUAAAAACAUUUGUCGGUGGAAAGGAUUUGCUGUUUCCUCAUCAAGCCUGCCAUUAGGAGAAAGGGGAGAUUACUUGAGUAAGCUUUGGCUGGCAGAGAGGUAGUCUCAUUUACCCAGGCGAGGGGUACUGACAGACUCGGCACCCUCAAGUUUUCCCAAAGAUGCCGGAAUUUACUUGCUGGUGAAAAGAAAAGGGUUGAGCUGAUUAUUUUCUUGACAUCAGUGGGCAGUGAUAUCACCACUGUGUACUUGGGAAAUGGAGGCGAUGUUCAUUUGGGCUCUGGUUGUGACCUUGGUUUGUGGCGGGGCUCACGUUGGGGCUAAUCCCUUCAGGGUUGAGCCCCAGAACACCAACGCUGCGCUGGGAGAAACGGUGGUCCUGCCCUGCAUUCUCCGCAACACCACCCUGUCGCACUGCAACGUCUUCUGGUACCGCUCCGACCAGCAGGUCUACAUUAGCCGCAACCGACGCAUUAUCGACCGCUUGUCCCCGGACGUCCGUGAACGCUAUUCUAUCCUCGGGAAUCGGUCCAGUGGUGUCUACUCGCUGCAGAUUCAGGACGUGGCGGAGGCAGACGCCGGCGAGUACCAGUGUACGUGCUUCCCGCGAUCUCACGCCAACUCCUACCUCUCCCCGCCCGCGGCGAUCUACAUUGUCAUCAGGCCCCCCCCUGAGUACCCCAUUUGUCGCCUGCGGGAGGGGACAGGUCCUCUGAUGGUUGGACAGCGAGUGUCAUUUGUGUGCGAGGCCAAUGGUGGGCGGCCCUCGGUUGCCCUGCAGUGGAUGCAGGGGCGGGAGAACCUGGUGGCCGACUUCACCUUCAACCCCCACUCCAUCAGCGUCUACCACAAGACGCUGGCACUGGAGGACAGCGAGGAGAUCCUGACCUGCGUGGCUUCGGGGCUGGCGCUGAAGAGCCCCCGCAACUGUACCGUUGGUCCCCUCAGCAUCGUCUCCCCACUCCAAAUCCAGACGCAGAAGAUCGUCGCCAAGCAUGGCGGGCGCGAGGACCCGCGUGUCGUGUUCACUUGCAACUCAAAUAUGAACCUUACCGGGUUGGUUGCCAUGUACAAUUAUACGUGGUAUGCGAAUGGUGCUCGGAUUACCACGUCAACCCCAGGCUUCAUUCUUGGAAACGACGGCACAUCCGUCCAGGUGACGGACUUAUCGCUGUUCUCCCAGAACAUCCACAUUGUGUGCGCGGCCCAUGGAAUGCAGGGCUCCCUCGGCAACGUCAGCACUUUUCUGGACAUGGACAGCAUCGUUGGCUUCCCGACCAUCUCUCAUGCCGGACAUCCCAAAACUGACCCACCAAACAAAGGCAUCGUCUCUGUGGCAGGAAAUCAGCAUCUCGACGUCCGGCCCUUCGUCUACCUGAUACUCGGUGCCUUUAUUCUCAUGACGACCAUGAUCGCAAUUGUGGUCUGCACACCGCGGACGUGCUGCCACCCCAAGUCUGGCUCCCGCCUGCGGCGCCGCGACUCCAAGUUCACCACCAUGCACUACGUGCAGCAGCCCACCGGUUCCCCAGCCCGGGCCAUCGCUCACCAAGAAUCCCUCAACUUGUAUGAGUCCACUGCAGACAGUGACACUGAAAGCAUGCAGCAGGGCGCCACCCUAACAGCACCCUCAUUAACCCAGCAACAGCAGCAGCAGAAACAGCAAGUCCAAGCCACCCUACACGUGGUCGUCCACUCCGGGAACAAUUCCUCUAAUCAGCACCAGACGCUGACCCGCGGCAACUCGGGCACCCUAGCCGACGACCAGUCCUCCGUCUACCAGGAGAUGCCCCCCACCCCUCCCCCACUGCCGCCUCACUCUUCCCACACUCUCCGACUCCACCCACCCAAGACCCCCUCCGGCGCCCUGCGCACCCAAACCUGGGGUCACUCGUCCUGCAAGGCCAACGCGUUCAACUUUGAGCAAGUCCCUGCCGACCUCAUGCACUACGACCACCUCCGAGGCCACCGAGGCUGCUAUGUCCAGACCCUUCCCAUGAGGCCCUCCCGACCCGCCCUCCACCAGAAGUUUCUGCACACCCCGCAGUACGCGGAGUUGAACAAGUUCAACCAUAAAGGGACGGCGGAGGGCCUGUAUGAGAACGUGCCGGUACCCAUACACCACGGACGAAGUCUGUCUCUUAAUGGAUACUGAACAUGAGACGCAUUUGUAAAUAAACUUAACUUUAAAAUACACAUGUAGAUGGAUCGGUAUCGAUCGGUACAUGUGUCUUGUAUAUUUCCCCGUACAUAGUCACGAACGAAAAGUUACUUAGUUUCAAACAUUUUUCACAUCUUUAUAUGACAGACACGUACAGCAGAGAAUUUAUCGCAGAUAUUAACUGACCGAAAUUUGUCAUCUGUAUGUUAAUCACAAAAACUGUAAGAACAGUUAGAAAAGAAUUGUACACUGCAGUGCCCUCGCCAGAGUCGCAUAGAACUCUCUCUCGGACAAGAGUUAGGGUCCAAUUUCUUGUCUAAAACCAACAGUAGAACUUUGACAGGUGGAAAGGACAAUUUUUAGAAAAAGAACGAGCUUACAGUUACCCCAGUACUGAACCAACACGUAUAUGUACAUGCCUGUUGAAAUCACUAACUAUUCUGUGAGAAUGUUUUCAACACUGUACUGCUUUUAACUUAAACGGUAACGAACAUGUACGUGUCAUGACUUGUUCUGAGCCAAGUAUCAUCUCAUCCAUUUGCCGUUAUACUUUAAACAGGCCUUGGUUUUCAUACUGUGUGAACCCUGAUCUAAAAUUUGGCUAAAAUUCAACAUUUGGUCUUGCAGUAUUUCCACCAAGCCAUGGCUGUGGCUACCACUUGGGUUGGAGGUUUGUUGACAAAACUUUAAAAAUGCGACGGGUUUACAAAAUUCUUGAGUAAGGACACACUUUGAGAAAUCUCCUAAAGUGGGACUUGAGGAACACAUUUAUGCACAUUCUUGAUAGUGGCAAGUCCUGACCAGGGGUGAGAUUGACCAAAGAAAAAAAAAUAGCUGAAAACAGUUGAAAAAGGCAUAAAGAAGCUAAACUGUGAA
Acanthaster planci (crown-of-thorns starfish) is the source of this 3359-nucleotide messenger RNA. RefSeq names its product tyrosine-protein phosphatase non-receptor type substrate 1-like. The record is from RefSeq and is a predicted model, not a curated record. Lineage: Eukaryota; Metazoa; Echinodermata; Asteroidea; Valvatida; Acanthasteridae.